AUGAUUCCACCGUCACUGCCGCUGACGGUCGAGGAAGCCGACGAAAAUGUAGUAUAUAUGUGCUUUGAGGACCAUGUUGCCGCCGAUAAUGCUACAUUUGGCGCCAUUCGCAACCUGUCAUGCGGUCGGCGAGAUGAUGUCCAAUUCUGCGAUGAAGUCUCCUUGACGACAUCAGACGCUGUGGAUAUAGACGAAAGCGACUUUCUAGUUGAAUCUUCAAGUGAGGCAUCCACUGGUGAUCCGGCUGAAAGGAAACCGCAUGUCUCGACUCCAGUAAGAAAUCACCGAAGCGGGACUGACACCCAGCACUCCAGUAAGAGUGGCAGGACACCUGAAAGGGCCACUGCUCCGCCAGUUGGCAGACCAGAUGGUGAAAGCGGCGCAGACGCAACAGGAACGAGCCCCUCCAAAUCGCAACGACGUGAGACUGUCACCCCAACCAGGCAGACCACAACACCUAGGAAAGCCGCUUCAACUGGCCGCACAAACUCGUCCCCCCAUGCACCACGUUUCCACACUGGUUACCAUGUGACCAGCCAAUUGUCGUCCGCCACAAGUGUUGCAUCCGAUGACACGCCGCUUCAACCUGCACCGAUAACACCCUCGAGGUCGGCGGCGCCCGGCGAUUCAGCCGCCACAUUGCUCGAAAAGGUCAUGUAUGAUGCCGGUGCAUAUACGGUCGACAGUAUUGAUUCAGAGUUCCAGCAGUCCUAUACCCCGGCUCCGGCGGCUGUAAUGGGCUUCGGUAGCAUGGUUACCCCCGCUCGCAACGAGCUGAACAUGUUCACCGCACUGUCGCAACUGGGUGACGUAGAAGGUCUAGUGGCGUUCGAGAAGACCAUGUAUCAAACAUGCGUGCUCCGUUCACGUGCUUUCGACGUGGCGUGGUCAAAGUUCAUGCAGCGCAUCAACGAUAUCAUCCGCAUAUCGGUUCAGGAGGGGAUGGGCGUUAUUCUAGAGCUUCUCGAGCGGAACGCAGUGUCUGACACGAUGCUGCCUAUAAUACUUGUCGACUUGGGAGUAGUCAGCAGCGACCAGAGGAUUGUGCUGGACAAGUUGUUCACCUCCUUGUCAUCAUCUGGGGACAAGAAGCAUGUGUUCGUCAAGGUUAACAUAAUGGGAAACGUACAAGCGUCGCUCGAGAGUAUAUACACGUCAUUGAAGGGUCUCAUGCCCAAUAACAGAAAAAAUUCGGUCGAGGCGCAGCCACUGGAUAUUAGCGUGCGCAAAUCGAUCAUGGAGCAGAUCGUCGACCUUUUCAAGACGUACUUCCGAUCGCGGAAUCUGGUCCUUAUCAUAGAGAAAAUUACGAACAACUUGAACGAAUUGUUGUUCAUUUUCGAGAAGUUCAAGAGUUGCGAGGGCGUGGCGAUCAGCUGCAUCUUGUGCUCCAACUGCUGGGAGACGAACUUGGAGCACCACAUCUCGCCGAGGGUGUACUCCGGACUCUCCAUCGUCAACUGCGACGUGGUAUCGGUGAAUAAACUGUCGGAUGAUCUGCUGAACGUCUUGCUGUUCGAUUCGGAAAUCCAGUGUUUCAUUCCCCAUAUGCACAUGUUGCAGCAGUCUUGGAAUAUGCUCUACAACGAAGAAAUGUCCGUCAGCGCGCUGAUCAAGCGUAUCUACAGCAUGUAUGACUCAUUUUUCAGGAACUCGCAAUUCAGCUUCGUCUGUAUGCCCGAUAUUGUCGACAUGCGCUCUGCGGUACACGUGUCUAACAAUGAGCCAUAUUUUGAGGUGUACAGAAAUGAAAAGAUGGCACGGGAUUUGUUCAUCAAAUUGGGGUUGCUGUUCUGUGGCUGCAAUCUCUCCGAAUCUCACGUGGCGUACCUCCAGGUGAUCCUGGAUAAACAGGCGUCGAUGGAAGCCUUCUGUCUGCAGGUGAUGCCCUACGAAUCCAUGAAGCUCAUUGAGCGCCGGUUGUCACUGCAGCUUGGUAUUUAUUUACUAAACACGCUAAUGGGCCUGCUGCCCGAUUGCGACCGGGCGAGGAGCCGUCUUGGUAUGUUGGUCAAGAUACUGUGCAGCGAGCACGCCGCCAUACGGAUUAAUGACCUCAUCAAGCGCAUCUCAAGAGUAAUUAGGGCAAAGCAGGACCAGAGUCUAGCUGAUCUAAUCGCAACGAUGAAAGACUUGGGUAUACACUUUUUGACUUUCUACCCUGCAGCCGAGUCGAUUUCGCGAUUCUUGGGAACGCCUCCAAAAUACGACCUUGUGGAAGAAUACUUGGAUACAGUGCGCGCAGACUCUACCAGCACGACGGUGGCAACCUUCGUGGAGCACGCUCUUGGAAUGCUGAUGCUCCCAACUAUCCAGUCAUGCAGCAAGCUUGCUUACCAAAUGGUGGUGGCCAAAUUCACCCCGUUUAAAACUGAAUGGCACAUUCUGCGCGACAUAUUGGAGCAAAACGAGUGCACUGGAUUUGCGGAGGAUCUCAAGCAUCUGAUCCGGUCGUCUCGUACCCUUUCCACACGUGAGGUAAACGUGUGGGACCUGUUUUGCCUCUUCCACGCGAAAUUUGCGGCCGAUCCGAUUUCCAAAACAUUUGUCAGAUUCAGCAUGGCUUUGGAAACGGCAAUUCAUAUUUUGGGUUACUACGCAGUGUCGACCUCCAAGGUAGUGCAGCUCAUCUCCCCCGGUAUAGAGUCAUGCUCCUCCAGUUCUGUCAGGUUGGCGCACGUGAUCAAAGGACGUCUAUCGCGCUUCAAAGUGCGCCGCAUCCACAUGGGGAAGUGA
Messenger RNA from Babesia bigemina, 2736 nucleotides. RefSeq lists its product as hypothetical. The record is from RefSeq and is a predicted model, not a curated record. Bases 1 to 2736 code for a protein of 911 amino acids. NCBI's taxonomy places the organism in Eukaryota, Apicomplexa, Aconoidasida, Piroplasmida, Babesiidae. The transcript has a single exon.